Centropristis striata (black sea bass) is the source of this 1179-nucleotide messenger RNA. Its product is annotated as blue-sensitive opsin-like. The coding region runs from base 4 to 1065 and encodes 353 amino acids. The transcript has 5 exons. Gene Ontology annotation, molecular function: G protein-coupled receptor activity. Gene Ontology annotation, biological process: visual perception; phototransduction; G protein-coupled receptor signaling pathway. NCBI's taxonomy places the organism in Eukaryota, Metazoa, Chordata, Actinopteri, Perciformes, Serranidae. Gene Ontology annotation, cellular component: photoreceptor outer segment; membrane. The record is from RefSeq and is a predicted model, not a curated record.
AAAAUGAAGCACAGCCGCAUCACGGAGCUUCCGGAGGACUUCUGGAUCCCCAUCCCUCUGGAUACAAACAACAUCACAACUCUCAGCCCUUUUCUGGUUCCCCAGGACCAUCUAGCAGGCUCAGGCAUCUUCUAUGCAAUGGCUGCAUACAUGUUAUUUAUAUUUGUUGUGGGCACCUUCAUCAACAUGCUUACAGUUGUGUGCACCAUCCAACACAAGAAGCUCCGGUCCCACCUCAACUACAUCCUGGUGAACUUGGCCGUGUCGAACCUUCUUGUGUCUGUUGUGGGCUCCUUCACCGCCAUGUGCUCCUUUUCAAACAGAUAUUUUAUCUUGGGACCACUAGCAUGCAAGAUCGAAGGUUUUAUGGUGACGCUUGGCGGUAUGGUAAGCCUGUGGUCUCUUGCUGUUAUAGCUUUUGAAAGAUGGUUGGUCAUCUGCAAGCCACUUGGAAACUUUAUUUUCAAACCUGACCAUGCUUUAGCUUGCUGUGCAUUCACCUGGGUGAUUGCACUGAUCGCCUCAGCUCCUCCACUGUUCGGAUGGAGCAGGUAUAUCCCAGAAGGCCUGCAGUGCUCCUGUGGUCCAGACUGGUACACCACCAACAACAAAUACAACAAUGAAUCCUACGUGAUGUUUCUCUUCUGCUUCUGCUUUGCUGUUCCCUUCGCCACCAUUGUCUUCUGCUACGGUCAGCUGCUCAUUACACUGAAAAUGGCAGCGAAGGCCCAAGCAGAGUCGGCCUCCACCCAGAAGGCAGAGCGGGAGGUGACCAGGAUGGUGGUGGUCAUGGUGGUGGGUUUCCUGGUUUGCUGGAUGCCCUACACCUCCUUCGCUCUUUGGGUCGUCAACAACCGUGGACAGCAGUUUGAUCUAAGAUUUGCCUCUAUACCGUCAGUCUUUUCCAAGUCUUCUGCAAUCUACAACCCUGUGAUCUACGUUCUCCUUAAUAAACAGUUCCGUUCGUGCAUGCUGAAGAUGCUGGGGAUGGGAGGAGGGGAUGAUGAAGACUCGUCGACAUCAUCAUCAUCAGUGACUGAAGUCUCCAAAGUUGGGCCUGCUUAGACUGAACAUCAAGACUGUUGACCUCUCUGCCACUAACGCUUGUGAAUUGUAAAUAACAGUACGUGUACGUGUGUUUUGUCAUAUGAAAAAAUAUAUGCAAUGUUGCUACUUAAA